This is a messenger RNA of Paramecium tetraurelia, 1836 nucleotides long. RefSeq lists its product as uncharacterized. The transcript has 7 exons. Lineage: Eukaryota; Ciliophora; Oligohymenophorea; Peniculida; Parameciidae. The record is from RefSeq and is a predicted model, not a curated record.
AUGAUAACUAAUCCUGGGAUAGUAAGAACAAAAUUACUAGAAAGUAAAUCUACUCAUACUCCUUAUACUCAAUCUACAUUUCAUAGCCCCAGUAACUCAAGAACUUUAGGAUUCUUCAACAAAGAAUUAAAAAAAAUACAGGAUUCAAAUAAACUCUAACCUUUCUUUGUGGAAAAAUAAAGUCAUUCAGCUACAUCAUCUUGUCAUACUUUUAUGACUUAGAUGGAGAGUGCUUAGCAAUAAAUUAGAGUGAAUAAGUUUGGAAAAAUCAAAAGCCGAAAAUAAAUGACAUUAUUUAACAAUGAGGAAUUUUUAUCUGAUGAUAUCCUUGAGUUGUACAAUGAAUAUGAAAAGAAUUAUACCACUUUAAAUAAAGUGGAGAAAUUUGUUGAUAUAUAAAUUUAGUAAGUUAAUUAGCCUUAAUUUACAAUUGAUUCUUAAGACUUUUUAGCUAUUAGUGAUGAAAAAUUAAAAUUAAAUGAUUUAAAUAAACUGAACAGAGUGAAAAUACAGAGAUUUAAAUUCUAUUAUUUUAGAAUAAAAACAAAAGGCAGAAUGUCUCCUGUUCAGAUAUUUUUACAUUGUCCAGAUAGAGUUCAAAGUUCUAAUAUUAGAAUGUUCAUAUCAUCAAAGGCUGAGUUUCCAACUAAAUUCAACUCUGAAUAAAUCAUUUAAGCUAAAAAUGCCAAAAUGUAUGCUGAUCACAAUCAACCUUAUUUUUCCAAGGAAUUUCUAUACAUUACAAUUUACUCAGACAUAGACUUCGAAGUUACAAUUGAUAUCAUCUUUGGAAACCCAAUUCAGAAGAUUGCACCUCGAAAAAAGUAAGUAGAAGAAGACCUUUUGGAUAUUCGUCCACAAACUCAAAGGGUUAUUAGGAGAGAUAAAAUUAUUUACAAUUUGGAUAUGAAAUAGUAUUUGCUAAAGACGAAAAACUUUGAAUAAAAUAAAGUAGAAAGAGAGUUCAAACAAUAGUUAGUGUUAACAAAUAAAAAAGUUAUUUAAGAAGAAAAACAAGUUGAUAAAGUAUGCAAAGUUUUAGCCAGAGAAUCGAUAAAUUAAUACAGAGAAAUAGAAAAAAUAGUGAAGUAGAGGAGAGAACAAACAAAAUUGUUUUAAAAUUCUUGGUGCUAGAUAGUGAGUUUGUUUGAUUUUUGUAAAGAAGUGAAAACAAAAUUAGAAGAUAUCAAACGACAUAAGAAGGCCCAAGCAAAAGGAAAAUUAUUAGUUUGGUAAUUAAAAACAAUGGCAUUAAUGAAAGUUUAAAUAUAUGGAUCAACUCCUAAGGAGAGAACAAUAUUCAAAUCAAAAUUGAUCUUAUAAUCUUAUGCUUUCUUGAUAAAAAAGAAAACAAAGUUGUUAGCUGAAGAUGUUAUCACUCGUUUUAUUAAGAAGAUGCUGCUCUAUCUAACAACAUUAAAUAAAUAAUAGAGUCUAAUAAAGAAAGUGAAAACAAUUCAAAGAAAGUUUCGAAGUUUGAAGUAAAAACGAAGAAUGUUUAGAGAUAAGUUUUGGAAAUAGAUAAAAGAGAAUAUAAGUGAUGUCGUUUAUUAAUUAAGGAGAUAAAAAGAUGUUCGAAAUUUAUUCAGUGAUGGGAAAAGGCCUACAGUUCAAAUCGAUGUACCUGUAAUGUAGAGUCUGAUUGAUGACUACUGCGAAAAAGCUAGGGCUCGGUGGAUGAAUUACAUUAAUAGAACUUUCAAAGAAAAGAAUAGGGCAAAAAAAAUUUAAAAUGUGGCAUUGAAUUUUACCGAACCAAAAUUAUAUGACAUGCCAAAUGAAUACGAAUUAACUUAAUUAAUUGAUCAAUAUGCUAAAAUUAAAAAAUUAUAUUGA